CUUCCUCCUACCUAGAGAUGGGAAAAGGGGCAUUCCUUCUUUCCUCCUUGGCCGUGGAACAUUGUGGCCCUUUCCUCUGGUUGCCACCUGCAGCAGAGUGGGCAGAACAAGGGACAGGCUCAGGAGGGGCUCCGGCAGGCCUGGGAGCCCCCUCAGUCUUACUUAUCUCCCACACCCUGGCUGCAAAAGGCCUCCAUUGAGUUGGCUCUGCACUGGGCUGCUGCCCCCGCAGGUCAGGGCCUCGGGGCCUCCUUAGGGGACGAAACGACAAAGUUGGAAGGAGCUACCACUUUUCCUGUUUUCCCCCCACCCAACCCCAACUCUGCGGGGUGGAGGAGACUAGAGGAGAGGGGAAAAGUGUCUUUCUGUUAGGAGAAAACCAAGUCCGAGGUGAGAGGUCGGAGGGGAAAGAAAAAAAGGAAGCUGUCCCUCUGCGCCUCCUCCCGCGGUGUCCCUGCUAUGGUGCGCGCCAAGGUCUCCCGCUCCCAGGCUGGAGCGGCCAAGAUAACUGUGGUCUCACUCCCCCAGGUGCAGGCUUCCAGCCGCAGCUUCUUUUCCUCUUCUCCGCUCUCACCCUGCAGGGGGCUCCCCAGAUCCGCACAAGGAGACCGUUAUUCUCAGCGUUGUAAGGAGCGGGUGAACGCUUUGGCCAUUGCCGUGAUGAACAUGUGGCCCGGAGUGCGCCUACGAGUGACUGAGGGCUGGGACGAGGACGGCCACCACGCUCAGGAUUCACUCCACUACGAAGGCCGUGCUUUGGACAUCACUACGUCUGACCGCGACCGCAACAAGUAUGGGUUGCUGGCGCGCCUCGCAGUGGAAGCCGGCUUCGACUGGGUCUACUACGAGUCCCGCAACCACGUCCACGUGUCGGUCAAAGCUGAUAACUCACUGGCGGUCCGGGCGGGCGGCUGCUUUCCGGGAAAUGCAACUGUGCGCCUGUGGAGCGGCGAGCGGAAAGGGCUGCGGGAACUGCACCGCGGAGACUGGGUUUUGGCGGCCGAUGCGUCAGGCCGGGUGGUGCCCACGCCGGUGCUGCUCUUCCUGGACCGGGACUUGCAGCGCCGGGCUUCAUUUGUGGCUGUGGAGACCGAGUGGCCUCCACGCAAACUGUUGCUCACGCCCUGGCACCUGGUGUUUGCCGCUCGAGGGCCGGCGCCCGCGCCAGGCGACUUUGCACCGGUGUUCGCGCGCCGGCUACGCGCUGGGGACUCGGUGCUGGCGCCCGGCGGGGAUGCGCUUCGGCCAGCGCGCGUGGCCCGUGUGGCGCGGGAGGAAGCCGUGGGCGUGUUCGCGCCGCUCACCGCGCACGGGACGCUGCUGGUGAACGAUGUCCUGGCCUCUUGCUACGCGGUUCUGGAGAGUCACCAGUGGGCGCACCGCGCUUUUGCCCCCUUGAGACUGCUGCACGCGCUAGGGGCGCUGCUCCCCGGCGGGGCCGUCCAGCCGACUGGCAUGCAUUGGUACUCUCGGCUCCUCUACCGCUUAGCGGAGGAGCUACUGGGCUGAGCGUCCCAGGCAUAGAAACCUCGAAGCGCCCGAGGAAACGAGGGCCUGCUGGCUGAGAUAUGGGGCUGUGGGCAGCAGACGAUGCCGACUGGAAGGGAGGGAGAGGGAGGGGGAGGGAGAAAAUGGGGCUAUGCCUGGCUUAGGGGCAACCUCGUACUGAGAGGAGGUGAUACCGGGUCCUAGGUAGGUAGGGCUGAUGGUGCGCACUCCUUAAAGAGGACUAUUUAGCCUCUCCCCCAGUGCUUCAGCCCCACCCGAUAAUUUUAUUUUAUUUCUUAUUUAUAAAUUGUAAUAUAAUGAUUCCCUUGCCCAGCUUGCCAAGGUGAGGGGCUGGGGCAUGGCAUUAACACUGUCUGACACAGCCAGCCAGUCUGACAUCUGACGUUUUCCUGCAAGGUGGGCUAAUAAAGGGAAGGCUUUCAGGAGCUUACUGGAAAACACUUCCAUUCAGAGGGUGAUUCACCUCCAGAGAGGGGGAUAAAGGUGGCCAACCUGAGUUAACAGCUUACUUCCGGCUCCCCCUCCUUCCUCAGCAGGGUCUUUGGGACCCUUUUCCUCCCUUCAGAAGGGGCAUCCCAACCCAUAAGCAACAGAGCCCACAAGAGUCGUACCCUUUUCCAGGCUGCUGUUUCCGUCUCCCAUCCAGAGAGGACCAGCAUUUCGCUCCUGCGGCUGAAGGGUCCAGGGUUGUCCCAGGUGGGAAAGACUGUGCACACCUCUUCUCUGUUUAUAGGGGCUCCAGCAGGGGCUCAGGCCCCUAUGAGUACUGAUACUCAAAGCAUCUAGUCCCCUAUUGUUAGCCAGUAGUCCUGGUCCCCAUCCUACCUUGGUGGCAGGGCCUGGAUGGGGUGGAUGUUUUUUCUGAUAUGCCACUGGGCCAACUGAUGAUCCAUGGGAAACCUGGGUAAUAAUUUGCAAUCGUCGCAUAGUCAUGGCCUGAAAAAGGAAGGGGGGCACAGUAAGAGGCUGGAAUAUUUCCUUACUGAAGGGCUGCUCAGAGAGAGAGAAUGGAUUCAGCCUGGGUGUAUGUGGGGGAAGUAGAUUCCCUAAACAAGGGCAUAUCAGCAUUACAACCCGAGCUCCCCUCCUGAUCGCUGGCCCUGAUUGUUGUUUCUACUGGCUUGGUCUUCAGCGCCUCCUCCUCCCUCUCCCAUUAUCACCAGCUCUACUUCCCUAGCCUGGGUGUUUUUGGAACCUUUAGGUUCCAACGCAGUAGACACCUGGAAUCCAGGCAGGCAGGUGCCCCUGAGUUAGGAAUGGAAGCUCUGGAGGAAGCUGGGCUGCUCCAGAAGGGAAGUGUCUUGGGUGGAGGUGAGGCGGGGAGGAGGAAAUAGUCGGGGGUUGUUGGUACCACCCGGAGCUCGCCCUUGCCAGUAGCCGCUGUGCGCUCCCAUCGCACAGGGUCCCUGCUAUACACCGCCCUCUGGUGGCCUUCAAGAGAAUUCUAGGCCUAUGCAUAUGGUUCUCUGAAACGGAAGGCAAGCGGUCUCAGACAUGGAAGGGUGUACUGGACCUGCGCAAAGGAGCCCGCUCCCAGGAGGGAGAGAUGAUGGGUGGGCCUUGUUAAGCUGCCAGCGCUGAGUCACACAUAUCAGGAGCUGUCAAGGAGUCCACCUGCUUCUCCUUGGGCAAGUCGUUCCAAACCAUGGCACUUUUACAUCACUCCUGCCUAGUUUAGCUCUGUGGUUCCUGGAAGCUGCAGAUGCCCUACUAGUAUACCUGUAGUAGCCCAGACUUCCUUAUGUAUCAAAGUUGCCGCCUCAUGUCCCUCACCCUCAUGACCCUUGAGUUCAAUUGUCAAGGAGGUGAAAGCAUAAUAGGGUUCCAGGUAGUGCUUGAUAAAGGCAAUAUUUGGAAGCAGGUCAAGUUUACCUUUGGUGUCCUUCCACCCACUGCUGCCCUCAACCCACACUGAGGCUCUGUUGCCACCUUUGUUUUUCCGGGUCUCAGAAACACAUCCCAAGCUGUGGACCUUUCCUACUUUCUAAACCUGCCCUUGUCUCUUUUUAUCAGAUCUGGUGCCUUCCUGUCAUGUCACCACAGGUGAUGACUAAUCCGAUAAAUGAAUUAGUUGUCCUAUGUUGAUGGGCUCCUUGGUUUUACUGCCCUUCCCAGGUAAUCAGGUAAUGCAUAUAUAUAUACAUGUAUUUUUUAAAGAGACAGGAUCUCGCUCUGUUGCCCACGCUGGAGUGCAGUGGUGUGACCUUGGUCCCCUGUAGCUUCAACCUCCUGGGCUCAAGCAAUCCUCCCACCUCAGCCUCUCAAGUAGCUGGGACUACAGGUGCAUGCCGCUAUGCCUGGCUAAUGUUUGUAUUUUCUGUAGAGACAGAGUCUUGCUACGUUGCCCAGGCUGGUCUUGAACUCCUGGGCUCCCGCCUUUGCCCCACAAAGUGCUGGAAUUACAGGUGUGAGCCCCUGUGCCCAGCAGUAAUACAUAUAUCUUACAGUUUUAACCUUUAACCAUAAAAUCAUAAUGGUGAUGAUUCCUAGCACUGUAAUAAGUUAGCUAGGGAGAUAUUUCAGGACAAGGAGAACUCAUUGGUUUCCCUUAAACUACAUCCUGUAAGUAACUUUCUAGGCUUGAGGCUUACCUCUCAACCCUCACUUCCUCCCUUUAUUAUCUUUAUUCCUUUGAGGCCCCUCCUAACUCUCAAAAAAAAAAAAAAUCCAUGACUUGCCUUCAAGCGGCAAUGCGCACCAUCUUGGUGCAGCAGGUGGGCAUAUUCACUUGGCCAUGCAACACCUCCCAAUUGCAGCACCUUUCACCAUCAACAAAAUAGGCGAUGAUGAUUUGGCUUAGAAGCCAGCUAGAUCUGGGGAUAAUGAUACCUCCGUGACAGGAUGGUUGAGAAGGAUUGUGCUGGAUGUGGAGUAGGCGCUCAGUAAAUGUUUUCUAUUCUUUGGCCACUUCUGACUGACUUUGCUGCCUUCCGAUCACUUCUUUCCUCACCACUCCACUAAAAGCAUCAGUCGUGCAAACUUUCUGGGGUUUUGUCACAGCACUUUCAGAAGCUGGAGGUAUACUAGCAGCAUUUCUGUAGUAGUCCAGACUUCCUUACAUAUAGAAGUUGACUCUUCAUGUCCCUCACCUUUGUGACCCUUGAGCUCAGUAGUCAAGGAGGUGAAAGCAUAAUGGGGUUCCAGGUAGUGCCUGAAACUACUUUUCUGAAGAAGUAUAAUUAAAAGUAAUCUUGUUUUGAGAA
This is a messenger RNA of Homo sapiens (human), 4712 nucleotides long. It is a transcript of the gene DHH, whose product is annotated as desert hedgehog signaling molecule. Gene Ontology annotation, cellular component: endoplasmic reticulum membrane; extracellular region; plasma membrane. The record is from RefSeq and is a predicted model, not a curated record. Bases 460 to 1509 code for a protein of 349 amino acids. Gene Ontology annotation, molecular function: patched binding; calcium ion binding. NCBI's taxonomy places the organism in Eukaryota, Metazoa, Chordata, Mammalia, Primates, Hominidae. The transcript is spliced from 3 exons. Gene Ontology annotation, biological process: myelination; response to estradiol; smoothened signaling pathway.